AUGGCAUCUGAUAAACGGGAUCUCCUUCCUGGAGACCAAGCUGCCACUGCAGAGGGCAACUCCAAGAAAAGCCCCUCGCCUACACGAACUGCGACGUUCAAAGACUACUUUCGUGUCUUUUCUUAUGCAAACAAUUGGGAUCUCAUCGUCUACGCUUCUGGCGUGGUGGCUGCGAUCGGUUGUGGAGUCACCACGCCCAUGAUGUUUGUCAUGUUUGGAAGCUUUGUUGGGGAAUUUACUAGUUUUACCAAUGGAGACAUCAGCGAGGGCCUCGAUGGGUUCCGAGACUCUCUCGACAAGCUAUGUCUCUACGUGUUUGCCCUCUUCAUCGCCCGUUUCGGCCUAAGCGCUAUUCACAGGUUUGCGUUCCGCAUGACUGGUAUUCGAAUUUCGGCAGCUAUCAGACUUCACUAUGUUCGACACCUCUUCAACCAAACGAUUCAUGUCCUUGACUCCCUCCCACCCGGCCACGCCGUCGGCACCAUCACGUCAAGCAGCAACACCCUGCAAAUUGGCGUCUCUGAGAAGCUCGGCACAUUCAUCGAAUACACUUCUCUCAUCAUCGCCUCUCUCAUCGUGGCCUUGACCUGGAACUGGGAACUGGCACUCGUCACUUUAUCCGGCCUCGUUGUCAUCGUCCUGAUCGUCGGCACCUUGUUUCCCCUCACCGUCAAAGGCCAAGCCCGCCAAGCCCAGUCGGAAGGACGGGCAGCAGGCCUUGCCAGCGAGUCUUUUGCUAGUAUUCGCAUGAUUAUGGCAUGUGGUGCGCAGCAGCAGAUGGUGGACAGGUAUGGCGCCUCGAUUGAGGAGGCCAAGAAGCACGCACGAGCUACAAUCCCGCUCACGUCGCUCCAAUUUGCCUUGACAUUCUUUGGUGUCUUUGCCACUGUCGCCCUCACGUUCUGGUAUGGCACUCUGAUCUUCACCAAGGGCAGACUAGAUGACGUCGGUGUUAUCAUCGUUGUUCUAAUGAAUCUCACCACCAUUUUCUUUUCCAUGGACCGUGUUUCGGCCCCCAUGCAAGCCAUGGGGAAAGCUUCCCUCGCCGCCUGCGAGUUCUUCUCCCUCAUCGACGCACCUGCACCUGACAGAGGCUCACUUAGGGAGCCUCAGGUAUCUGCUACGGACGAUAUUAUCUUUGGCGGUGUCACUUUUGCAUAUCCGAGCAGACCUAACGUCAAGAUUCUUGAUGAGCUUGACUUGCGCAUCGAAGCUGGCAAGAUCACAGCCAUCGUGGGACCCUCGGGUUCUGGGAAAAGCACCAUCGUUGGUCUGAUUGAGCGUUGGUACUCCCUCACACAGCAAUAUGCGAUUAUCAAGGCGAUACAGGAUGAGGAGAACAAAAAGAAGAAGGAGGAGGAAGGUGAUGAGUCGACCGGCGUUGAAUUACAGGAGACUGGAGAUGCAGUUGAGCUGCGGGGAAGUGUCACGACCUGUGGCCAUUCUCUUGACGAGAUCGACAUCAAGUGGUGGCGAUCGCAAAUUGGUCUCGUUCAGCAAGAACCGUUCUUGUUCAACGAUACAAUCUACGAGAAUGUCGCCAGAGGAUUAAUCGGGUCUCGCUGGGAGGAAGAGCCCGAAGAGGUCAAGAGGGGGCUCGUCAAGAAAGCCUGUCAAGAGGCCUUUGCCGAUGAGUUUAUUGACAAGCUUCCCCAGGGAUACGAUACCAAGGUCGGUGAUGGCGGCGCUGGACUCUCAGGUGGCCAACGUCAACGCCUCGCAAUCGCGCGAUCCAUCGUCAAGAGACCUUCCAUCCUCAUUCUCGACGAAGCAACGAGCGCCAUCGACGUCCGUGGCGAGCGUAUCGUACAGGAGGCACUCAACAAGGCCGCCCAAGGUCGAACGACCAUCAUCAUCGCCCAUCGACUCUCCACCAUCAAGAACGCGGAUCGCAUCGUGGUUCUCAAGAAGGGCAAGGUCGUUGAGUCUGGCACACACGAGAGUUUAAUCUCUGCAGAUGGUGUCUAUGCUGGCCUCGUCAAUGCUCAGGCUCUAUCCUCUGGGGACUCUUCAGAGGAGGACAUAUAUGAUGGGUUUGACACGGAAGACAUGGACACUCUGAGCCGCGAAAAGAGCCAUGCAGUCUCUGAAUACGGCGAUCACCUACAAUCCGACAAGCACCAAGGCGGAAAGGACCGUGGUUUCUUUGGAAGCUUUGGCCGAUUCUUUUUCGAGUCCAAGACCUACUGGGGCCUCAUGAUCUUCUCCUUCAUCGCUUCUAUCGCAGCGGGUACAGCGCAGCCCUUGUACGCCUGGAUUUUUUCCAGGUCCAUUGAUCUAUUCAAGUAUCAGGAUGAUCACUCCAAGCUCAUGGACAAGGUGGACUUUAUGGGUAUCAUGUGGACUGUUUUUGCAGCUUCUGCCGCCAUCGCCUAUUACUUCACCUUCAUCUCCUCCGGUCGCGUCGCAUCCUUCAUCCGAGCAAAGUACCAGACGCAGUAUUUCUCUUCGCUCAUCUUCCAGCGAGCUGCAUACUUUGACGAAGACGGGCACUCCCACGGCACAUUAGUCUCACGCGUGAGGGAUGACCCCCUGAAACUCGAGGAAAUGAUGGGCACCAACAUCGCCCAGGUCUGCAUCGCCGUCUUCAACGUCAUCGGUGGUCUAUUAAUGGCCCUCGUGUACAGUUGGAAGCUCGGCCUCGUGUCAAUGGCUGCUGUGACCCCAGUGUGUGUCUUUUCGGGCUACCUUCGGUUCCGGUAUGAGCUACAGUUUGAGAGGAUGAACGACGAGGUCUUUGCCGAAAGUUCGCAAUUCGCGUCUGAGGCUAUCAACGCCUUCCGAACCGUUUCCUCAUUAACUCUCGAGGACUCUAUCUCUGCUCGCUUCGAAAAGCUAUGCCACGGCCACGUCUCCUCGGCGUUCAAAAAGGCUCGCUGGGUCAGCAUUAUUCUCGGGUUCUCUGAUAGCGCUACUCUAGGCUGCCAAGCUCUCAUUUUCUACUACGGCGGUCGGCUCCUCACUCAGGGAGAGAUUGGCGUCAUGGGCUUCUUUGUGUGUCUGAUGGCCAUGAUGAAUGCCGCAGAGGGAUUUGGCCAGAGCUUGAGUUUCGGUCCCAACGCUGCCCAAGCAGCUGCUGCGUCGAACCGUAUCCUAGAUGCGAGGGAGUCUCACUUGAUGGAACCUCUUGGGAAGGGGGAUAUCCCUGACGCUGAGGGUGGUAUCACGAUUGAGCUUCGUGAUGUCCGCUUGAGGUACGCCGGUCGAAAGACGCCUGUUCUGAACGGGUUAAACAUGACUAUCGAAAAGGGGCAGUUUGUUGCUUUGGUCGGUGCCUCAGGUUGUGGCAAAACAAGCAUUAUUUCUUUGCUUGAGAGACUCUACCAGCCUGAGAAGGGCCAGAUUCUCUGCAAUGGAAAGGAUAUCUCGGAUGUUAACAUCUAUACCUAUCGCAAGCAUCUGUCUCUCGUCGCUCAAGAGCCCACUCUCUUCCAGGGCACACUCCGAGACAACAUCCUUCUUGGAAUCGACCCCAGCACCAUCACCGACGAUCAGCUACACGCCGCCUGCCGCGACGCCUCAAUCCACGACUUCAUCGCCUCCCUCCCCGAAGGCUACAACACCAACAUCGGCUCCCGCGGCGUCUCCCUCUCGGGUGGCCAAAAGCAACGCGUCUCCAUCGCCCGCGCCCUCAUCCGCAACCCCCAAGUCCUCCUCCUCGACGAAGCCACCAGCUCUCUCGACUCUGAGAGCGAGAGGCUCGUCCAGGCUGCCUUUGAGCGCGCGGCAAAGGGGAGGACUAUGAUUGCUGUGGCUCAUAGGCUUGCCACCGUGCAGAAUGCUGAUGUAAUCUAUGUCUUUGGUGAGGGUGGUCAUGUGCUUGAAAAGGGGAGUCAUGGACAGCUUCUCAAGAAGAGAGGUGUCUAUUACCAGAUAUGUCAAAACCAGGCUCUUGACCAGUAG
Messenger RNA from Fusarium falciforme, 3903 nucleotides. RefSeq lists its product as hypothetical. NCBI's taxonomy places the organism in Eukaryota, Fungi, Ascomycota, Sordariomycetes, Hypocreales, Nectriaceae. Gene Ontology annotation, molecular function: ATP binding; ABC-type transporter activity; ATP hydrolysis activity. The coding region runs from base 1 to 3903 and encodes 1300 amino acids. The transcript is spliced from 9 exons. Gene Ontology annotation, cellular component: membrane. Gene Ontology annotation, biological process: transmembrane transport. The record is from RefSeq and is a predicted model, not a curated record.